This is a messenger RNA of Stylophora pistillata, 1147 nucleotides long. RefSeq lists its product as uncharacterized. Lineage: Eukaryota; Metazoa; Cnidaria; Anthozoa; Scleractinia; Pocilloporidae. The record is from RefSeq and is a predicted model, not a curated record.
GGGAAAGAUCCUGAGGUAUUUUGACCACUAACAAGUCUCGGGCGACUCCACGGAAUUACAUCAGUUUGGGUGAAAGUACAAAGGUCCAUAAAUCAUGAAGCCGUUUUGUUGCAUGAGGACCAUCAAAGGUGUUUCCACCUUCUCCGUCAUCUGUCCAGUCAUCUGGUAGAUUCUCGUCAUUCAAGGACAAGCAGUAUUUCUUUUGAGCAUCAUGUUGAAUGAUCCAAUUGAAAUUAUCGUUUUUGUUAUUAUAAGCAUUGGUGGUGGGGCUGUAGUCAUGUGGAUGCUUAGUAAGAUGCUCCAAUUAUGCGUCGGUGCGUCAACUGUCUUGUCUUUCAUCCUGCCAGCCUUAGUCUAUACUGCUAUCAUUUGGAUUGAAUGGGCAAUGUUAAAUCAGGAAACUCCUUUUUUUCAAGUAACCAUCUGGAAUCUUCAAGCAUUUGGGAUUUUGCCUGUGAUGUGGAUUACAAAGUGGAUGCUGAAUAAAUGCAUGGUUUUAUUACUUCCUAUCUCUUGUGGCCACAGAAAAGUUGUCUUUACCGGAAGAAGUUCCGUUCCUCUUCGAGAGAUUAUUUUGACCGUCGACGAAGAAAUUCCAACUGAACAAGACUUUCAAGAACUAAAAACUAACGCUCUACCCUAUUUAUCAGACGUUCAGAAUGCUCUGGAAAAGAGAUGGAUGCCAACGGAUUAUUUUUUCGCAGGAAGCACAGUAGAGAGAUUUGGCAUCGCAAUGAUGAUCUCGCAAGAAGCUAGAUGCUUCGGAUUGGCACCCUUAGGCUCAUUAGAUGCCGACCUCGACGUGAUGUUUUGCUGUUCGGGAGUAAGAGCUUCUUUUUCUGGUCAAGAUGACUUACUUGUUGAGCCAUUUAUUAGUGGAAGGGAAGGCUUCACGGGAUAUGCACAACUUGUUUACUUCACUCUCAGCGUUGAGAAAGUAUUUGUCAGUUCAACUCUUAUCAGACAGCGGGCGAAUGGUGCUGUUCAAAACAUGCCCGUGGACAAUCUACCCAGCGAUACAUGCUGUUUUGGCACAAUCGACUUCGGUCCCAAGGUCAGCUUUAGCUCCAGAGGGCCCACGAUGAAGCUUUGUGUUGCUCCUCUUUUCGAGGCUGACUUUACCAUCUGUAUCCAUUGCCCUGAGUGG